CUCCUGUUCCGACCCCACCCACAGGGCCCUUCUUCCCCAUCUGCCCGGCCCGUACUCCAUCCCAGACCUCUCGCACCUCUGCCUCUCCCGCGCCUCCUCCGCCCCUCGCUCCCGCCCGGCUCAGACCGUUUUGGGCGCUCCGGCAGAAUCAGCCGCACGCUAGGGGCAUGCGCUCCAUGAGGGCUCUGCAGAAAGCGCUGAGCAAAACCGGCAGUCGGUGCCGGCGGGGAGGCUGGGGUCACCUAAGCCGGAGCCCUCUCCUUGGCGGGGGCGUCCGGCACCACUUCAGUGAGGCCGCGGCGCAUGGCAGGGAGCCGCCGCACAGCUGCCAGCCGCAACGCCAGGAUCAUGAUGCAUCCGAGAGUGGCAUGCUGUCCCGCCUGGGUGAUCUGCUCUUCUACACCAUUGCCGAGGGACAGGAACGAAUCCCUAUCCACAAGUUCACGACUGCACUGAAGGCCACUGGAUUGCAGACAUCAGAUCCCCGGCUCCGGGACUGCAUGAGCCAGAUGCGCCGGAUGGUCCGGGAGUCCAGCAGUGGUGGCCUCUUGGAUCGAGAUCUCUUCCAAAAGUGUGUGAGCAGCAACAUUGUGCUCCUGACCCAGGCAUUCCGAAAGAAGUUUGUCAUUCCUGAUUUUGAGGAGUUCACGGGCCAUGUGGAUCGUAUCUUUGAGGAUGCCAAAGCGCUCACUGGAGGCAAAGUGGCAGCCUACAUCCCUCAGCUGGCCAAGUCAAAUCCAGACCUGUGGGGCGUCUCCCUGUGCACCGUGGAUGGUCAGCGGCACUCUGUGGGCCACACAAAGAUCCCCUUCUGCCUGCAGUCCUGUGUGAAGCCCCUCACCUACGCCAUCGCCAUCAGCACUCUGGGCACCGACUAUGUGCACAAAUUUGUGGGCAAGGAGCCCAGUGGCCUGCGCUACAACAAGCUCUCCCUCAAUGAGGAAGGAAUCCCCCACAACCCCAUGGUCAAUGCUGGUGCCAUUGUCGUCAGUUCCCUGAUCAAGAUGGACUGUAACAAGGCGGAAAAGUUUGACUUUGUGUUGCAGUAUCUAAACAAAAUGGCUGGGAAUGAAUUCAUGGGUUUCAGCAAUGCCACGUUUCAGUCAGAGAAGGAGACAGGGGACCGGAAUUAUGCCAUCGGCUAUUAUCUCAAGGAGAAGAAGUGCUUUCCUAAAGGGGUGGAUAUGAUGGCCGCCCUUGACCUCUACUUCCAGUUGUGCUCCGUGGAGGUCACUUGUGAAUCCGGCAGUGUCAUGGCAGCCACUCUGGCCAAUGGUGGGAUCUGCCCCAUUACUGGCGAGAGCGUGCUGAGCGCUGAAGCAGUGCGCAACACCCUCAGCCUGAUGCAUUCCUGUGGCAUGUAUGACUUCUCGGGCCAGUUUGCCUUCCACGUGGGCCUGCCAGCCAAAUCAGCUGUGUCGGGCGCCAUCCUCCUGGUGGUACCCAAUGUCAUGGGAAUGAUGUGUCUGUCACCUCCGUUGGACAAGCUUGGGAACAGCCACAGGGGCAUCAACUUCUGCCAGAAGCUGGUGUCUCUCUUCAAUUUCCACAACUAUGACAACCUGCGGCACUGUGCCCGGAAGCUGGACCCGCGGCGUGAAGGGGGAGAGGUUCGGAACAAGACUGUGGUGAACCUCUUAUUUGCAGCCUAUAGUGGAGAUGUGUCAGCUCUGCGAAGAUUUGCCUUGUCAGCCAUGAACAUGGAGCAGAAAGACUACGACUCACGCACAGCUCUGCACGUCGCUGCAGCUGAAGGACACACUGAAGUGGUUAAGUUCCUGAUCGAGGCUUGCAAAGUGAAUCCCUUUGUCAAGGACAGGUGGGGCAACAUUCCCCUGGACGAUGCUGUGCAGUUCAACCACCUGGAGGUGGUCAAGCUGCUUCAAGAUUACCAGGACUCCUACGUGCUCUCUGAAACCCAGGCUGAGGCUGCAGCCGAGGAUCUAUCCAAAGAAAACUUGGAGAGCAUGGUGUGAUGUCCAGGUCAUGGACCAUCCCCGCUUCACAAAAAUGUGAUGAGCAUUUUACCUGAUACAUUUAACCUGUAACAACCACCCAAAAAUGCUAUGGAGAGCUACCGUGCUUCGGCAACAUCAGAGAAUUCACUUGGUCAGAGUCCAGUGCUUUCUGUGAGCAUCACAAAGCUCCAUUCCUCUUUGCAGAUGAGAACAGAAAACAGUCUCAGUG
Molecule: messenger RNA, 2187 nt
Organism: Ochotona curzoniae (black-lipped pika)
Lineage: Eukaryota; Metazoa; Chordata; Mammalia; Lagomorpha; Ochotonidae
Gene: GLS2
Product: glutaminase 2
Exons: 18
Coding region: 168-1976 (602 amino acids)
Biological process (GO): L-glutamine catabolic process
Molecular function (GO): glutaminase activity; protein binding
Source: RefSeq, a predicted model, not a curated record